This is a messenger RNA of Exaiptasia diaphana, 1582 nucleotides long. Its product is annotated as progestin and adipoQ receptor family member 3. Gene Ontology annotation, cellular component: membrane. Lineage: Eukaryota; Metazoa; Cnidaria; Anthozoa; Actiniaria; Aiptasiidae. Bases 352 to 1257 code for a protein of 301 amino acids. The transcript has 6 exons. The record is from RefSeq and is a predicted model, not a curated record. Gene Ontology annotation, molecular function: signaling receptor activity.
AAUCCCUUCAAGUUCAGUGUUUGUUGUGUUUAGUUUGGGUGUUGUUAAGUAAAAUUCUUGUCUUGAAAAGUAGUUUAAAACACAUUUUUGUGUGCCAACUGGUUGAGGAAUUACUUAAGAUUGGUAAGAGUCAAGAUUUUGGUGAAAACGUGGAAUUCAAAGCUUCUUUGUCUUUAUGAGAAAUGUGGUCAAGACGGGCCCACUUUUAACGUUGGCGUGGAGUUCAAUUAGAUAAAAUGUGGAAACAAUUAAAUCAGUAAACAAUGGAAAUCUUUAUAGUGAAACUUGUCGGUCCARGAUGUUGGGAUUUAACUUCAAAUUUAGGUGAUUUUUAGUGGCCGACAAACCAAGAUGGCGGCCUCCAGCAGUAUUGAUGUUGGCAUGAUUGAUAUCGAAGAUCCUUACAAAACACAACAAAGAGAGCUGAAGCUGUACGAGUAUCACGAAAUUCCAUAUUUUCUACGUGGAAAUGUGUUCAUAACAGAUGGAUAUCGCGCUUAUUUAAGUUAUAAAUGGUGUUUUAAAAGUUUAUGUGUGCUGUCCAAUGAGACUGUCAAUAUUUGGUCUCAUCUUCUUGGGCUUUUCUACUUCUUAGUUCUGCUAAUAUAUGAUAACUGCUUCAAGAUUCCAUAUGUCACAGAUUCCAACCUGGCUGAUCAUCUAGUGUUUACUGCUUUACUAAUUGGUUUUCAGCUUUGUAUGAUGUUCUCAGCUGGGUAUCACUUAUUUAGCUGUCAUUCAGAAAAAGUUUUYCAGUUCUGGUUCUCUCUUGAUCUUGCUGGAAUAUCGCUAGGUUUAUGUACAUGUUACAUCCCAUCUGUGUACUAUGGAUUCUAUUGUUAUGUGAAUUUGCAGACUCUGUAUUUAACAGGUGUCUGUUUGCUGACAUUGUUAACGCUCAUCCUUCAAGCACAUCCUCAAUUCCUGUCRUCAUCCUGGGCUUUUAAACGCCUGCUAUUGUUCUGCACCCUGGUGGCAUAUGGAUUGAUACCUGUCUGUCACUGGGUCUUMCUUAAUGGGGGAUUUGAAGUGGAACUUGUUAGRUUGUUUAUUCCCAAGGUUGGUGUAAUGUACAUCCUUGGAAUCUUAGCUCUGUUAUUUUAUGCUUUCAAAUUUCCUGAAAGGUAUUUUCCAGGCAAAGUGAAUUACAUGGGAUCCAGUCACCAAUGGUGGCAUAUUCUUGUACUGAUUGCGUUCUCUUGGUGGCAUAGUUCAUGCAUGUUUUACAUGCAAUACAUUAAAAAACACAGUUGUUGAGACARAAUCUACAGCUAUAUCUACAAGCCCUCUGGUUUACUAUCAACCAACUCUCAUGAAUAGAAAGAGGAAAGGCCAACAGCCAUGUUGGUUGUAUUAACCAAAUACUGAUGAGAAAUAUUUUGUUGAAGACCAACCAACAUGGCUGCCACAAACAGAAAACCAUCUGUAAUUUCUCCUUGAAACUAUUAAGGAGCACAGAGACAUCUCAACGCUGAAGCAGUUGUGAGAAGCUAGAAGGAGCGAUGUCCUCAUAUUAUAUUAAUUUCAUCUAUUGCAAAUUACAGUAUUUCUUUAUAUUAUUAUAGUGGAAAUUCUUGAGAAG